Molecule: messenger RNA, 1758 nt
Organism: Merops nubicus (carmine bee-eater)
Lineage: Eukaryota; Metazoa; Chordata; Aves; Coraciiformes; Meropidae
Gene: ALDH1A3
Product: aldehyde dehydrogenase 1 family, member A3
Exons: 12
Coding region: 196-1464 (422 amino acids)
Biological process (GO): aldehyde metabolic process
Molecular function (GO): aldehyde dehydrogenase (NAD+) activity
Source: RefSeq, a predicted model, not a curated record
ACACUCCCCUUGUUCUCUCUUCAGAUAUUUAUUAACAAUGAAUGGCAUGAAUCUACAAGUGGAAAGAAGUUCCCCACCUACAACCCUUCAACGCUGGAGAAAAUUUGUGACAUUGAGGAAGGAGACAAGCCUGAUGUGGACAAUGCGGUGGAAGCAGCGAAGGCAGCGUUCCAGAGGGGGUCUCCGUGGAGACAGAUGGAUGCCCUGAGCAGAGGACAACUCCUGCACAAGCUGGCUGAUCUUCUUGAGAGAGACAGAGUCAUCCUGGCAACUCUGGAAACAAUGGACACAGGAAAACCAUUUCUGCAGGCUUAUUUCAUUGACCUGGAAGGCUGUAUAAAAACACUCCGGUAUUACGCUGGAUGGGCUGAUAAAAUCCAGGGCAGAACUAUCCCAGUGGAUGAAAAUUUUGUCUGUUUCACCAGGCACGAGCCGAUGGGUGUCUGCGGAGCUAUAACUCCAUGGAACUUCCCUUUGCUGAUGUUGGUUUGGAAGAUGGCACCAGCCCUGUGCUGUGGAAACACUCUGGUUAUUAAGCCAGCUGAACAAACUCCUCUCACGUCGCUGUACAUUGGCUCCCUCAUCAAGGAGGUGGGUUUCCCUCCAGGUGUGGUGAACAUUGUGCCAGGCUACGGCCCCACAGCCGGAGCGGCCAUUUCCACCCAUCACAGCAUUGAUAAAAUUGCUUUUACUGGAUCAACAAAGGUUGGAAAACUGAUCAAGGAAGCUGCUUCUAAAAGCAACCUCAAAAGGGUGACAUUAGAGCUUGGAGGGAAGAACCCCUGCAUUGUGUGUGCAGAUGCAGACUUGGACUUGGCAGUGGAAUGUGCCCAUCAAGGCGUGUUCUUCAACCAAGGGCAGUGCUGCACGGCCGCCUCGCGGGUCUUCGUGGAGGAGCAGGUGUACCCCGAGUUCGUGCGGCGCAGCGUGGAGUACGCCAAGAAGAGGCUCGUCGGAGACCCCUUCGAUGCCAGGACUGAGCAAGGGCCCCAGAUUGACCAAAAACAGUUUGAUAAAAUCCUGGAGCUGAUCGAAAGCGGGAAGAAAGAAGGGGCUAAACUGGAGUGUGGGGGUCUUGCCAUUGAGGACAGAGGCCUGUUCAUAAAGCCCACUGUGUUUUCAGAGGUCACCGACAACAUGCGCAUCGCCAAAGAAGAGAUUUUUGGGCCAGUUCAGCCAAUUAUGAAGUUCAAGAGUAUAGAAGAGGUCAUAAGAAGAGCCAACAGUACCGAGUAUGGACUUACAGCCGCAGUGUUCACAAAGAACCUGGACAGAGCUCUAGCGCUCGCCUCCGCUCUCCAGUCAGGGACUGUCUGGAUCAAUUGUUACAAUGCGCUCUAUGCACAGGCUCCUUUUGGUGGCUUUAAAAUGUCAGGCAAUGGCAGAGAACUCGGUGAAUACGCCUUGGCAGAAUAUACCGAAGUGAAAACGGUCACCAUCAAACUCUCCCAGAAGAAUCCAUGAAAACAGAAGGCCUAAAAUGCUGACACUCUGAAUGUGACAGAUGGGGGACGUGUUCAGAGCAAGGGGGAGGGGUGGGGCAGGAAGGGAAAUGGAAGCACCUAACUUUAUUCCUCUAGAAACACUGAAUCUGCUGGACUCCAUUUCAUCAGCUGGCUCUUUAACUGACCCUACUGGCAGCACAGCACACCCUUGUACUGUACAAGCCCCUGGCUGUACAUCUACUUGUGCUACCUGUGACUGAAAUGCUGGUCAGUCACAGUGCUUGCAGGACAUCUGCUUUCAAACUGUACUCCU